UACCCCUCCACUCAGCCCAUUGUUGAGCCCAGAUACGACAUUUGUGCUCCUAACAAUGUCGCAAAUUCCGCAUCUCCUCUCGCCAUACGUUGCUCUUCCGUCCGAAUCAUCCCUUGUUCUCCUCACUUCGGUCCUUGGUGCGAGCACAAACUGGCUUGUCCUCCGGUACCUCCAAAGCUACCUUGGCCAAAACCUCGAGUCCCUCAGCAUUUACAAUGAAACUGAAGAUGGAGAUACUACCAAGGUGCUACUUGUUAGCUUUAUGAGGGAUUUGGCGUUCUGGAAGGACGGGGCUCGGAAAUUAGGCCUUGACCUCGAUAAAUUGGCGGCGAAGAAGAGAUUUGCGUUUAUUGAUGGGCUGAGCGAACUGUAUCUGGAACCUGCAAGGUCGAAGACCGGCACACGUGGCGCAAAUGCUGUACGGGGGAACGAGCUGGGGAAUAUACAUAACACCGUGAAAAACACUCUCAAAGAGCUGCAGGCCGGCUCUGGGAAAGUGGUCUUGGUGAUUGAUCAGCUUGAUCUGUUACUGGCAACGAGUGGGGAUAAGUUGGAUACGGUAGCUUUGGGAGAUACGUUGGUGGAUUGGAGACUGUCCGCCCAUUCAACAGUAUUAACACUUGCCGCCGAUACACCAUUGGCAGCUGGGCAUGAUACACCACUGGAGACAAAUCAUGCGGCACUUUUAUUGAGUCUUGCGCACCAUGCAGAUCUAGUGAUGUCGUUAAGGCUUCUGGAUACAGGAACAGCAAGGGAUGUAAGUGGGGUGUGCCGGAUUACGACAGGAGAUGCUGAGGGUAGGGGCCAAACUGAGCAGAAAGCGGAGGCAAGAGAACUCCUAUAUUUUGUGGGAGGUGACAGUGCUGUCAAGGUGUUUGAAAGAGGACAAUAAUGGAUAUCUGAGGGAGAAUCGGAACCCGUAUGUAAUUUGGAUAGAAUACAUAAUACCACGUCC
Molecule: messenger RNA, 955 nt
Organism: Pseudogymnoascus verrucosus
Lineage: Eukaryota; Fungi; Ascomycota; Leotiomycetes; Thelebolales; Thelebolaceae
Exons: 3
Coding region: 56-892 (278 amino acids)
Biological process (GO): tRNA wobble uridine modification
Cellular component (GO): elongator holoenzyme complex
Source: RefSeq, a predicted model, not a curated record